Molecule: messenger RNA, 1508 nt
Organism: Camelina sativa (false flax)
Lineage: Eukaryota; Viridiplantae; Streptophyta; Magnoliopsida; Brassicales; Brassicaceae
Source: RefSeq, a predicted model, not a curated record
UAAACCCUGAAGCCUGAGCUGCUACUAAUGCUAUAUCCCUCCUCUUCCGACGGCUGAAGUCGACUAUUCAGCUUUCCUCUGAGACUCACCGGAAAAUCUUGUAUUUGGUUUCGUCUCGUCGUCUCCCGGAUAAAUUUGUUUGCCGGAGUAAGGAUUUCACCGGGAGCUAUGAAGUUCCUCAUUCAAUCCAUUUCUGGGAGGAAUCGGUCUCUGGUUCGAGCUCUGGUUAGUCGGCGUUACUUCGCUUCAUCGCCGGACGAGAUCGCAAAGAAAAAUUACGCCAAUGAUCUGUCAGAAUACAACACAGCUGUCAAUUCCGUCACUGCUCAGCGCAGGCACUAUUUGCUGAGGGAUGUGUAUGAUGAUAUGAAGCUAGAUGGUGUGCAGCCUACAGCUGAUAUAUUCCAUUCCUUUGUUGUGGGAACGAUGAAGGGUGCUCGUUUGAGUGAUGCUUUCUUUUUCCGUGAAGAAAUGAAGGCCAUGGGAAUUGCUCCAGAUGUAAAUCUGUACAACUUUUUGAUUUCCACAUGUGGGAAAUGCAAGAAUGGAAAGGAGGCGAUCCGAGUCUACGACGAGAUGAAGAGAUAUGACGUAAAACCAAAUGGACAGACCUUUGUCUGCCUGCUCAAUGCCUGCGCUGUUUCUGGCCAAUUAGAUCUUGUGUAUGCGAUAGUUCGAGANUUGACAUAUAUUGAGAUGAAUCUAAAUUCUCAAUUGAUCCAGUANUUAAACAAGCAGCGUAGACCAGAUAAUCUUUCUACCAAGAUUCUCGAGUUCGUAGAGCAGUCAAAAGGCUGGUCAGCAAUUGAUUCAUCAAGGAAGAGUGCAGAAGAUGUGAUGUUUAGCAUCAGUGAAGAGGAGCUUUACAAUAUUCCAACCGCUGAAUAUGCUCACAGGACCAGGUUUCUGCAGAGAAAUUUGACCGUGUACCACGUAGCAUUUAGUGCACUCGCUGAUCUAAAGGAUGUAAAAGCAACGGAAGCUCUACUUGAGAUGCUUAAGAAAGACGGCAAAGACACUGAUACUUACUGUGUGCUACAAAUUAUGAGGUGCUAUCUACACUCGCAAGACUUUGAGAAUGGUCUCAAAUUGUUUGAAGAUUACAUGAGGGCAGAGAGAAUCCCUGCUAUGGAACUCUAUACGACACUUAUUGAGGGGGCUAUGACAGGAUACACCGAGAAUGGAAUGAAGAUUGCUCAAGACACUCUGGUCCAAAUGAACGAACGCAAUUUCUUCUUAGACCCAAGAACUGGAAGCAGUCUGCUACUUAAAGCUGCUGGCGAAAAGACGGGCGGGUACACAGUUGCAAAUAUGAUAUGGGAUCUCAUGCAAGCUCGAAGGAUUACACCUACACUAGCUGCUGUUGAAGCUUACUACAAAGGAUUGAAAGAACGUGAAAUUCCAGAAGAUGAUCCGAGACUCAUGUUAGUGACGAGUACAUACAAUACCUUGCGACUUAAGGAAGGGACAUUAAACAAUCGGCGUUAAAACAAAGGGAUCAAGAGGAG